AAGUGGGCAGGUGGGCCCCAAUGAGUCCCCAUCGUGCCCGCACGUGCCGCACGUGGAGCGAGGAAUUGGGUCACUGCCCCAUGCGCCUCGUCCCGCAUCGGCCGCUACUGCACGCACCGGCCCCGAGUCUGCCAAUCACCGGUCCGCCUGUCGGUAGUCAAAACUUUCCUGCAUUAGAGAGGCUGCCCCCGUUGUGCUCCCGACACAUGGUGGGCCUGGCCAACCCCUCUCACCCUCUCCUUUCUUUCAAUCAUGCUUGAUCCUUUUCUCUGGCCCCCAUCCUCGAUCUGGGGGCCGCAGGAUCGUUCUCCAUUCUAUGCAUGUGAUGGCCCUUCAUGAUGUCAUCUAUUGAUUGCUCUUGUCUACAUAAUAUCUGAUUUCAUACAACUACUCUAUUGCCAUGGGUAACUUUCGCACAAGGUGGUACAAGACCGACCGAGCUCGGGAUUUCGAGCAUGAGCAGGACCGAGAGGUCAGAGCUCGGCAGGUGUAUGAUACUAUCGACCGCCAGGGAUUCCAGCUCUUAGUCGUCUUCGUUGCGGGUGUUGGGUUCUUUCUCGAUGGAUACACGCUGUUUGCAAGCAAUAUGGCCCUUCCGAUGAUCUCAUACGUGUACUGGAGAAAGGAAGUCUCGUCAAUAAAGAUCACUCUGUUCAACAUCGCGACAUUGGGUGGCACACUUCUGGGGCAGAUCUUGUUCGGGUAUCUGGCCGACCGAAACGGGCGCAAGAAGAUGUACGGCCUGGAAUUGAUCCUUAUGAUCACGUCAACCCUGGGCGUUGUCAUGGCCUCUCGUGGCGAGAAUGAUUCGAUGAACAUAUAUGCCUGGUUCAUAUGGUGGCGCAUCGUCGUGGGCAUCGGUGUGGGAGCAGACUAUCCGCUGAGUGCUGUCAUCACGAGUGAAUUUGCGCCUACUAAGCAUCGCGCACGAAUGAUGGCUUCCGUGUUCUUCAUGCAGCCGUUGGGGCAGAUCUGGGCCAACCUGGUAUCACUGAUUGUCAUUGCCGCCAGCCGCGGCGAUGCCGAUGACAUGACCAAGUCCGUGGAUAGGAUGUGGCGCUAUGUGAUUGGUAUCGGUGUAAUUCCGGCAGCAAUAGCUACUUGCUUCCGGUUCUUCGUCCCCGAGUCUCCGCGCUUUCUCAUGGAGAUAGACGAUGACCCUGUGACGACGGAAUUCGAUGCAACCAUGCUUUUUACCAAUCUCAACUCUGUUUCCCCCUCCCCAACCCUCGAAGCUGAUAGUUGGCACAACCUUCCGCAACCGGCGAUCUCAUUGACCACUAUCACGGCGGAAGACCGAUCUUCCACCUCCCAAACGGGCAUCCUCCAGCCUGCGACCCUAAACUCACAUUGGCACUUGACGCGAAAGGACAUUAUGCAAUACUUCUGGGUGGAGGGGAACUGGCGUACUCUUGCUGCGACGUCUGUAUCGUGGUUUUUCCUUGACUUUGGCUUCUACGGCAUCAGUCUUUCGAGCCCACAAUUCUUGGCUAAGACCUGGGGGUCACUGCACUUGAGCGCCCCGGCACCCUACUGGGAGACCGAUGACAGCCCUUUGGCAAAUGUCUACGACAUGUUCUUCGCGUGUUGCACUCAUGCCCUGGUUAUCCUCAACGUCGGCAGCUUUAUCGGCGGCCUUCUUCUUAUCUUGGUGAUCCACAAACUGGACAGAGUGGCUUUGCAGAAAUAUUCAUUUCUCGCACUAUCGGCACUCUUCAUCGCCCUCGGAAGCAUGCUUAUCAGUAUACAAAAAGAAGGGCCUGUGGCGGUGGUCUUGUACGUAAUCGGACAAGCACUGUUCAACUUUGGGCCGAACGCCACAACUUAUAUCAUUCCCGCUGAGAUUUUCCCCACUCGCUACCGCGCCACGUGUCACGGCAUCAGUGCUGGGGCGGGAAAAAUCGGUUCGGUAGUGGUACAGAUCUUUUCUGCGUACUACAAUUUCGGCGGAGGUUUCGGAGAAGAGCCGGUCCGGCGCCACGGCUACGUUAUGAUUGUAUUUGCAGCAUGCAUGCUGUUUGGAGCGGCCGUAACAUGCUGGAUACCUCCGAUACAGAGGAAAUCAGAUGGGUCCGGGAGGGGAAAGGUGUGGGGUGGGAGAACCGAGACGCUGGAGACACUGGCUCUCGGUCGACUGUGUUUGGAAAGUCGGUAUGCUAGUCAAAGCAGGAGAAGAAGAAGGGAUGUUGUCUCUUAGCUUGGCAUGCAUGGUUGGUGGUUCAGUUUUAGAUCUGGGUGGAUCACUCUCUACUAGUUUAUUGCAUAUACAUCAACUUACAUAUCAUACCGAAG
Messenger RNA from Aspergillus sclerotioniger CBS 115572, 2292 nucleotides. RefSeq names its product phosphate transporter. Gene Ontology annotation, molecular function: transmembrane transporter activity. The record is from RefSeq and is a predicted model, not a curated record. NCBI's taxonomy places the organism in Eukaryota, Fungi, Ascomycota, Eurotiomycetes, Eurotiales, Aspergillaceae. Gene Ontology annotation, biological process: transmembrane transport. Gene Ontology annotation, cellular component: membrane. The transcript is spliced from 4 exons. The coding region runs from base 401 to 2197 and encodes 598 amino acids.